Molecule: messenger RNA, 1731 nt
Organism: Amoebophrya sp. A120
Lineage: Eukaryota; Dinophyceae; Syndiniales; Amoebophryaceae
Source: the annotation of a GenBank genome assembly
AUGGGGUACGGGCCGGGAGCCUCCGCGCAGCUUUGGCAAAAGCUCGGGUGGAAAGACGUGCACUUCAUGGAGGUGGACCGGUCAUGUGCGGAGAACUGGAAAGAGAAGAUCGCGAAAGAAGGCUACCAAGUGCACAUCGGCGACCAACAGGAAAGCGCGGCACUUGAAGAGGUCAAGGCCAACCUGGAUUUCGAGGUGGAGGUGGUUGUGGACGACGGCGGGCACUGGAACAAGCAAAUCCUGACCUCCUUCUACACCCUGUGGCCGAUCGUGCGCAACGGCGGUUUUUACUUCGUCGAGGACUGGGCAGAAGUUGCCUACUUAUCAAGUGCAAAAAUGUGUUGGCCUGGAAACUUCUGAUGUUUUUUAGUUUGAGAAAGGUUAUGGUGGGCGUACUGCAAUACGCUUACGCACCCGCGCGUGACAAGUUUCUGGACUCCUUUAUUGCGUUUCGCUUUUCAAUUCCACCUGGCAAACUUCACUUUUGCCUUACAGGGAAGACGAAGAGGCUUUUCUCCUGGUCAGAUAUUACAGAUUUAACUGUCAACAUGUGAGACAAGCAUGACAAACCUACAUACCCGAUGAACCUGCAAACGCGACAAACCUCAUGUGAGACAAGUAUGACAAACCUGCGUCGGGUAUACAUGACAGACCUGCACUCUUCCAGACCCAGACACUUUUGCAGUGCAUACUACUACACCGGCUACUAUGACGCGCCGAAAAACGGAGUCGGGCGGGUGGGCGACGAGAAGCCGGGGACUUUUCAGUGGGAGAUCGGCAUGAUGUUGCGCCACCUGUUCUGUAAACCGCUGAAGACGCCCUGCUAUGGUAAUUUUGCUUUUAUCGAGACGCAGUUCAGCCACGUGUUGUUUCGGAAGGGAGGGGAGGAAAUGGAGGUGUGAAGCAAAAGAGUUAUAAAUCAAUAUUUUUGGUUUUGCGGCCGCCCCUAACGUCUUUUGAGACGGGAAACAGAAGGGCUCGACUGCCCAUGCUGGCGAGGCCGGACUGCGAGGAGGACGUCUUCACCGUAAAGAGGUAAAAACUGCUGAGCGUGGCACAGGCACUUCAGCCGCACGAGGAAACCGCCACUGGCAAAGAAUGUUCUCACGUACGUACUCUCAAGUGCAGCAUUGGCCGGUCUUUAUUGUGGUGCCUCGUCACGUCGACUCGCACUCGUCACAUCGGUCGACCAUGGUCAGAAGUACAAGUAGCCACGAGGGGCGGGCGCAGGCUGACCAUUUUCAAUUCAAAAAACGGCAUGCGUUGUAACUGAUCGCAUCGAUGGAUGACGAUGAUCUCUAUGUCUAUAGUCGGUAGCUACUUCGAACCAACGCGAAGCCUUCGUUUUUUUUUCGCUCGAUUCAUCUCAAUUUCUCUAAAGUGUCGUGCUCUUGUGUUAUUUUUCCAAGAAAAUAAACUAAUGAGGGCCUCUGCCUACUGCUACUUGCUCUUGAGUUUUUGUUUCCAGGGACGAUAGUGAGUCUCGGCUUGCUUUCCCUCUGGUAACUCCCCGUGACUGUUAGUUCAUAGCUAAAACGGGCAGCGUUUCUUCAGUUCACGGCGGCGACCGGUUGAGACAUUGGCCACCAACUACUUACACUCAGGAACGCAGACAGUAUGGGAAACUGCCAGUUACUUACUCGCUCGCCUGAAGAAGAGAGCACACAACUGAUUUGUUGUUUUCUUGUUCUUCUUUCGCUUCCAAGAGAAUAUAGACAUAAUCAUAAAAAA